Phalaenopsis equestris is the source of this 894-nucleotide messenger RNA. RefSeq names its product nudix hydrolase 26, chloroplastic-like. Gene Ontology annotation, molecular function: guanosine-3',5'-bis(diphosphate) 3'-diphosphatase activity; bis(5'-adenosyl)-pentaphosphatase activity. Gene Ontology annotation, cellular component: chloroplast. Lineage: Eukaryota; Viridiplantae; Streptophyta; Magnoliopsida; Asparagales; Orchidaceae. The transcript is spliced from 6 exons. The record is from RefSeq and is a predicted model, not a curated record. Gene Ontology annotation, biological process: ribose phosphate metabolic process; nucleoside phosphate metabolic process. Bases 30 to 683 code for a protein of 217 amino acids.
GCCUAGCCGGGCAUCUUCUAAAGGGUUCAAUGUUCUAUUUGUGUCGUCCCUUCCCAUUCAGUCUGCUCGCGCAUCCCACACUUAGUAAAUACUUGCUCCGCCGCCCAAUCGAUCCUCCUCCGUUUGGCAGCUCUACGGGCGGGCGACAGCUUCGCUUCUGCUCAUCCAUGGAAGCACCUCACGCGGGCUACCGAAAGAACGUUGGCAUAUGUCUCGUAAAUUCAUCAAAGAAGGUCUUAGGAGAGCCGUUAGUUUAUGUGCAGAUCUUUACAGCUUCACGGCUUGAUAUCCCCGGCGCUUGGCAAAUGCCUCAGGGCGGAGUUGGUGAAGGAGAAGAUCCAAGGGAUGCUGCCUUUAGAGAGCUGUUAGAAGAAACUGGAGUUUCAUCUGCAGAGAUACUUGCAGAGGUUCCUUAUUGGUUGACCUAUGAUUUUCCUCUUGAAGUGAGAGAGAAAUUGAACAAGCUAUGGGGAGAAGACUGGAAAGGUCAAGCCCAGAAGUGGUUUUGUUUUAGAUUUAUUGGGAAGGAGGAAGAGAUAAAUCUCGACGGGGAUGAAACCGAGAAGCCAGAGUUUGGUGAAUGGUCAUGGAUGUCACCACAACAAGUUAUUGAACUUGCGGUUGGCUUCAAGAAACCUGUUUAUGAGGAGGUUUUGAAAUAUUUUGCUCCCUAUCUUCAGUAGUGACUCCCCUGCACCUGCCUAACAGUUGGCUAAGUAAAUAAAUAUGAAUUUAAUGAUAGUUUUAGCAUUGAAACCAUGCUCUUUUUGUUAUGAUGAGAGAAAUCAUGUUGGAGCCAAUGAUGUCAAUAGAAGCUCAUACAAUUCAUCUUCAAUGGAUGGGCUAAUCAGCCAUUAUCUAUUUAUCAUCAAUAAUAGCUUUAUUUGUUAGUAU